Messenger RNA from Brienomyrus brachyistius, 2997 nucleotides. It is a transcript of the gene neil3, whose product is annotated as nei-like DNA glycosylase 3. Gene Ontology annotation, cellular component: nucleus. Gene Ontology annotation, biological process: base-excision repair. The transcript has 10 exons. Gene Ontology annotation, molecular function: damaged DNA binding; zinc ion binding; DNA-(apurinic or apyrimidinic site) endonuclease activity. The record is from RefSeq and is a predicted model, not a curated record. Lineage: Eukaryota; Metazoa; Chordata; Actinopteri; Osteoglossiformes; Mormyridae. Bases 94 to 1782 code for a protein of 562 amino acids.
CGUUUUGUAAGCGGAUACUUCCUGGUGGCGCUGAUGCAGUAGUGACACCUGACUAGUUUGUGGUAACUAAAGUAAUAAAGUUAGUAAGUUGCAAUGGUUGAGGGGCCGGGAUGCACGUUACAUGGAGACAACAUCCGAUCGAGAGUACAAAAAGGACAAAAAGUUCAAGACAUUACUGGAGACGCGAAAGCAAUCCCAUCAGCAGAUGGCUCCAACGCAGUGUCUUUCCGUGUCUUCGGCGGCUGUCAGUACGUCGGCGUGGAUACCCUCGGAAAAGAGCUUUUCUUGUAUUUUGGUCUGCGUGCUCUACGAGUUCAUUUUGGGAUGAAUGGUUCCUUGAGGAUCAACCCCAGUGACAGGAAGGACAGGACUGGGAGGCUGCCCGCCCUGCAGAUCAGUCUCACCAAUGACCUUCUCUGCUUUUUUGACACCACCGUGGAAAUCAGGCUCGCGGAUGAAUGUGAACAGAAAGUGAGGACCAUGGAAAGCUUAGACGUUUGUUCCCCCAAGUUUAGUUCCUCCAGAGCAAUGGAGGUGUUGGCGAGUCAGAGUAAUCGCAUGCUCUGUGAUGUUCUGUUGGACCAGACUGUCCUCCCUGGCGUGGGAAACAUUAUAAAAAAUGAGGCCUUAUUCAACAGUGGUCUUCACCCUGCCAGCAAGGUCAGCCAGUUGACAGAUGGUGAGAUCCGCCAUCUGGUGAAGAUGACUCGUGAUUUUAGCCUGCUUUUCUACAAGUGCAAUAAGUCUGGAUCCCUGCUCCAUAAACAUUAUAAGGUAUACAAACAGCCUCGGUGUGGUCAGUGUAUGUCAAAGAUCACCGUCUGUCGGCUUGGAGAGAAUGGAAGGAUGACAUAUUUCUGCCACAACUGUCAAAACGGGGCUCCUAGCCAGGUUAAUGUUAGCAAACUUCAAUGCAGGAAUUCUUUAAUGGGCUGGGUUUCCAAAGAAGGCCCGGAAUGCAGUGACCAUGUGGCCCCGAAAAAUGAGCAGUGGACAUGUGAACUCUGCACUCUGAAAAACGGGGCCAGUGCGGAGUCUUGUGCGGCCUGCCUGUCACCCCGACCCCAACUUCCCAAAAAGGGGCCAAAAGAGGAUUUUUCAUUCUCCACCAGACAUGUGAUGAAGUGCCCCCACAAUGCCUUUGCCAAGCCACGGGAGGAACUGAAAGUCAAUCGGGAGGCAGCGUUCGGGACUUCGACUCUAAUUUUCACGGAUUGCACUAAAAGGGAACCCUUGACGAGCCCCACUCAUUCCUUUGGGAAAACUCAUCUGAGUUCUUUGGCAAACAGCAAUAUAAACAAGCAAAGCUUUGGUCAAGGGAAAGUAAGUCCCAGAUGUUCUCCGGGUUCGUCGUGUAAGAGAAGCUCUGAAGAAUGUAUGGUCUCCAGUCAACCAUGCAAGAAAAUGAGAAUUGAUCACAAGUCUUCCUCUAGUAACAAACCUCAAUGUGGAAAUCAUAACUUCACGAGUUUUAAUCCUCAGGUGACGCCGACAGACUUUCCCAGCAGCCCUUGCUGCAUCGCUCACCGGCGGCCCUGUGCUCUACGGGUGGUCAGGAAGGACGGGAAGAAUAAAGGCAGGCAGUUCUACGGCUGUGCUCUGCCACAGGAAGCGAGGUGCCAUUACUUCGAGUGGGCAGAUCUGCAUUUUCCGACCUGUAAACACGGGAAACGCUGCCUCCUCAGAACAGUCCUGAAACUAGGAGCCAAUAACGGACGGCGCUUCUACGUGUGUCCCUUGGGAACGGCUAGCCAGUGUGACUUCUUCCAGUGGGUUAAGUAGAGACCUUAAACUUAAGGCAAAGGCAACGUUGGCACUUUCUCUUCUUAUGCUAUAGACUUGAGUCAGAUAUUUUGAAGAGUAUAUGAAAAGUAUGUAUCUUUCCAGAUGUAACUUUAAUAAAUCAAUUUUAAUGAAGCUAUUUAAACUGAACGGGAAAUGUAAUCUGCUUUAAAUAUUUAGUGAGACGGUAGCACAUUGUAUUGUUUACAGCAAGAACAUCAGUAGCAGAAUUAGCAUGCUUGCUUGUUCUGUGUUGUGUUGUAGUCUUACCCAUUGUAAUCCUAAAUAUUACACGCUGGUAUAAGCGUUUAAACAAACAGCAUAUUCAUUUUCACUGUUUACCGUGGAUGUGUUUUAAUUAGGAAAGAUUCAUUUACCAUCCAAUAAAAACUUUCUCACUAGAGAAGAAUUACAUGGUCUGUAUAGUGCAAUUUCAAAUUAAGCCACUAAAAAUGUAAACUUUAAUUAGUUAAAAAAAAAACCUUCAGUGCUUUAGGAGGUGGAAAAGACAUUGCGUUUAGGUAAUGCUGGGAAGACAUUUCACCAUGGGAUGAUGUGAGCUGUUUCAAUUACCUGAGCGCCCUGAAACGUUAUAACUAAAAACUGAUGGUUAUUUCAUACCAAACAAGUCACUGUGUUGUUCCAGUGUAGCUUUAAAUACAGUCCACUACUCUUUGAACUGGAUCACUGGACUGCAGAUUGUACACCAUGAAUGGGAAACUGGAAAACCCUGGCACUUUGUUGCAUGCAGCACCUUCAAACAAAAUACAAACAAAUCCUUCAGAAAUAAAAUCCUUUGACAGGUGAAAUUUUUACUGCCAUGUUGACCAUAAUUGACAGUAUGAUGCGUAUAAAGGUUGGACUUAGGCCCCCUGUCUAAGAUCACCAAGCGAUAAAUUCAUAACCCUUUGAUGUCUGAUGUGUUUUUCCCCCCAAUUAUUACAUAAAGCCCUUAAUACAUUACUACUGUUCUAAGUCCAUGUGUAUCAUUAUGGUUUAUGCUUGUGUAACUACUAAGAACAUUAAAUGUUAAAGUUUACGCACCCUGGCAAAAAUGACCAAGUUUAGCCAGUAAGAAUUAUUCAUUAAAAAGUUGAAAAUGUGACUUAUGUGAAAUUAAUGUCAGUUUAUUCAAAUGUGUAAUACCGCCUGUAAUAACAUUCAGAUUUCUUGGCAUGAACCUGUUUAAUAAAGUAUCUCUGUCAAGAUAUGAAA